AUGCCCGCCCUUCAAGAUAGCAAGCUCGCCUUCAUUGGCGGCGGCAACAUGGCCUCGGCGAUCAUCGGCGGCCUCGCCAGCCGCGGCGUCAACAAACAGAACAUCUACGUGUCGGAGCCGUGGGACGUUAACCGCGAGAAGAUGGCCGCGCUCGGCGUGCGCACCACCACGUCGAAUAUCGAGGCGGGCGGCAAUGCCGAUCUGGUGAUUCUCGCCGUCAAGCCGCAGGUCACCAAGGGCGUUUGUGAGGAGCUCGGCGCGGCGUGGUCGCAGCGCGCGACGUUGCCCGUUGUUGUUAGCAUUGCGGCGGGUAUUACUCUUGGAAGCUUGAAGGAGUGGCUGCGGACGGGUGAUGGCCGGUCCGCGCAUAUUGUUCGUGUUAUGCCGAAUACACCUGCGCUCGUUGGCGAGGGCGCGUCGGGUGUGUUUGCGGGCGAGGAUGUUACGGCCGAGGACAAGGAGCUUGUUAAUGCGCUGCUUAGCAGUGUUAGCAAGGCGACUGAGUGGGUUGACAAAGAAGAUCUGCUGGAUGUUGUUACAGGGUUGUCUGGUGAGUUUGCGGCCUCGAGUUUUAUGGUCUCGGCUAUGAAGAGAUCACUAACCAAAACCCUUCCAGGAUCUGGUCCCGCAUACUUCUUCGCCAUGGUCGAGCAUCUGGUCGCCAGCGCCACUGCUUUGGGAUUGCCCGCCGAGCAGGCCACUCGAUUGGCGACACAAACCUGCCAGGGUGCUGGCCGGAUGCUGGUUGAAUCGUCCGAUAGCCCGGGUCAGCUGCGCAAGAACGUGACCAGCCCCAACGGAACCACGCAUGCCGCUCUUCAAACAUUCGAGUCGCUCGGCUUUCAAGAAACCGUGAACAAGGCCGUGCAGGCGGCAACAGCCCGAGCCGCGGAGCUCGGCAACACCCUUGGAAAGUCAUGA
Molecule: messenger RNA, 921 nt
Organism: Penicillium alfredii
Lineage: Eukaryota; Fungi; Ascomycota; Eurotiomycetes; Eurotiales; Aspergillaceae
Product: pyrroline-5-carboxylate reductase family protein
Exons: 1
Coding region: 1-921 (306 amino acids)
Biological process (GO): L-proline biosynthetic process
Molecular function (GO): pyrroline-5-carboxylate reductase activity
Source: RefSeq, a predicted model, not a curated record